AUGCAUCGUUCGGAUCGGAUCGUGGGCAUCAAGUGCAAAAGCCGUCACGGAGUGACGGUAAGACGACAGUGUACUCAGUCUUUCAACUGCCGCCCCAGUUUAAUCGCUUCAUGUAUUCUCACAAGCAAAUACAGUCGACCAACACACGUCUCAAAUGAGCUUAAGAUGUCUUGUUUCUGGGCGUCUCGAACGAAGCCUUGCAAAUUAGACGUGAUACUGGUGCUGAUCAGUAUAGCAGACGAACUUCUACUUUUACAUAAAAACUGUUUAAAACCGAUACCCGUUCACCAAAAGGAUGAGUCGGAGUAUCCAGUUACAUUUUCGACUAAAAAGAAUGAAAUCAGCUAA
Molecule: messenger RNA, 348 nt
Organism: Plasmopara halstedii
Lineage: Eukaryota; Oomycota; Peronosporomycetes; Peronosporales; Peronosporaceae
Exons: 6
Coding region: 1-348 (115 amino acids)
Source: RefSeq, a predicted model, not a curated record